AUGCGGCAUCGGCGGCUGCUUCUGUUUCUCGCCUUACUGUGUUGGAUAAGGUAUUCAAGGCCACAACGACCAACAGAGGAUAUUUUCCGGAAUUUAUUCCCAAUUCAACCACCUCAUUGCUCAAAAACUCCCAUUGUCAUCGCUCAGCCGUCUACAAUUGCGAAUGAGGCCGUCACGAGGAGCGGAAUGCAGAUGCAGUUUUACUUGGGUCUGCACACAACAGUCUGCUUCCGACUUGAAGAAGGCGUCGCCAUCGCUUCCAAUCACACCGACCACCUCUUCCAGACGCAGUCACAACGCCCAUCCUCUUGGCUUCAUACUGUCCGGCUCGAUCGACUUGAGCACCACCAUCCCGUAACCCAGCGAUAUCAGUUCGGCAUUCCAGAAGUGAGAGCGAUUGCAUCUGUGAAUGCAACGCUGCUUCUGAAAGUUGUACUGCAGAGUCGCAUCAGUACACCCAAUGCCCUGAAGACCCCAAUCGGGACUUUGAAUCAGACGUACACUGCAGUAAAAGUUGAGCAACCGUCAACUUUUGCCACAUUUGUAUAUACCGCCUAA
Cooperia oncophora is the source of this 558-nucleotide messenger RNA. The record is from the annotation of a GenBank genome assembly. Lineage: Eukaryota; Metazoa; Nematoda; Chromadorea; Rhabditida; Trichostrongylidae.